Messenger RNA from Elgaria multicarinata webbii, 3071 nucleotides. RefSeq names its product inhibitor of growth family member 2 (gene ING2). NCBI's taxonomy places the organism in Eukaryota, Metazoa, Chordata, Lepidosauria, Squamata, Anguidae. Gene Ontology annotation, biological process: positive regulation of DNA-templated transcription. Gene Ontology annotation, cellular component: nucleus. The record is from RefSeq and is a predicted model, not a curated record. The coding region runs from base 1 to 918 and encodes 305 amino acids. The transcript is spliced from 2 exons.
AUGAUGUUGGGGUCGCCGGGGCAACAGCCUGGGGGGGCGGGGUCUGGGGUGGUGGCGGCGGCAGCGGCCGGUUCUGCCGCCACUGCAGCCGGCGGGGCUGGGGGUGUCGCCGGCUUCCCGUGCGGCGGGGUGUCAGAGAGGCUGCUGGCGCGCUACGUGCAGGACUACCUGGAGUGCGUCGAGUCGUUGCCGCUGGACAUGCAGAGGCUGGCCUCGCUCCUGCGCGAGAUGGACACGCGCUGCCGGGAAGCAUUAAAAGAAAUUGAUGAAGUGUAUGAAAAAUACAAAAGUGAAGAUGAUCCUGCUCAGAAAAAGCGUUUGCAGCAGCAUCUUCAGCGAGCCCUUAUCAACAGUCAAGAGCUUGGUGAUGAGAAAAUCCAAAUAGUCACUCAGAUGCUUGAGUUAGUGGAGAACAGAGCUCGGCAAAUAGAGUCUCACUCUCAGUGUUUCCAAGAUCUGUCAGAUACUGAAAAACCCAUUGAGAAGUCAAAAGUGGAUCCUUGUCAACCAGAAAGAUCUUCAAGAAGGCCCCGGCGGCAGCGUACCAGUGAAAGCCGUGACAUAUGCCAUAUAGCAAAUGGAAUUGAUGAGUAUGAUGACCAGCCACCUAAAGAAAAGAGAUCCAAAUCUGCUAAGAAAAAGAAGCGCUCUAAAGCUAAACAAGAAAGGGAAGCUUCUCCAGUAGACUUUGCAGUAGACCCUAAUGAGCCAACUUACUGUCUUUGUGACCAAGUGUCUUAUGGAGAAAUGAUAGGAUGUGACAAUGAACUAUGUCCCAUUGAGUGGUUUCACUUUUCGUGUGUUGGACUCACUUACAAACCAAAGGGGAAAUGGUAUUGCCCCAAGUGCAGGGGAGACAAUGAGAAGACUAUGGAUAAAUGUACAGACAAAUCCAAAAAAGACAGAAGAUCGAGGUAGUCAAUGCUGUAAAUGCAUUGAAAGCUGCGUGGUUUUUAUUAAAAACUGAUUAAUAAGCAGAUUAGUAUUUUAGAAUAAUGCAUAAAACUAUGCAAUACUUUUUAAAGUCUACAGUACUAAUGGAGUAUUAAUAGAUAUUAGUACUUUUUGUGUGCUUUUGAAUAUUCUGCACUAAAUAACCAAAUUCUUCAAACAGGGUCACAUUGGGAGUAGCACAAAGGGAAUUCAAGAGUUCUGGGUCCCUCGCUCUUUUUAAUUGUGGAAUUAUGGUGAUGCCUGAUGAGGAAGGACUGGAGUGAUAAUCAUGUUAAGACAGGUGUGUUAACAUCUAUUGCAGUUGCAACUUUAGUCCAUGAUAGCUCAUUCUGCUGAGAACAUGUUAGUUCUAUGAUGCUUUUAGUCUUCAGAGUCUUAAAGAUAACAUUUUUGAAUCGAGAUCUACAGUCUAACUUUACAUUUUAAGUCUGUCAAGGCGAAAAGCCAAUCUACUUGCCUUCCCUGUGAUCUCCCUAUAUGUCACUAACUUAUUUUAUGUUAAUCUUGUGGUGGUGAGUUUAGAAGUCUGUUUAGAGAAAGUAUAUUAAACGAUGAAAUACUGAUGACUAGAAAAGUUUCACUUGGCAUUAUAAUGGCUGUUCUAAACUGAGGCUACUUGUUUUUCCCAUUCUGUCCCUUAGCUUUUUAACUCCUGUUGUGCCAUCUUGCCACUGAUUCAUUGAAUGAUGGCAAGAACAUAUAAUCAUGUUGAAAAGUUUUAGACGUUCAAAGGAUGUGCAAGUACUAUAAUAUCUUUCAGUCUGUGGACAGUUAUAAGAGUUUGCCUGGACUAGUAUUUUAAUUGAAUUUCUUGCUUUCAAGGUUCUUAGGGCUGAGCCAAGUGCAGUAGUAGUUAAAACAACUGCCCUCUUAUAGAAGAGGGUUACAGUAGAUGUAGUUGUAGAAGAAAGGAACUAUGCUCCUCAAGUGUAGUGACUCUUAGUAAAACCUUACAGUUAAGAAACCAAGAUAUAUUUGGAAGAGACAAUAACCGAAGGUGCUCCAGAACCAGACAUUGUGUCUUUAAUAAUUCCAUGCCAAAUGUGAUGAUAAAUAGCUGUAGUCUUGGUCUAGCUGUCUGACAUAAUGCCAUAGAUAUUUCCAGAGUAAAUUCUUCUCUGGCAAGUUAGGGAGUUCCAUUUGCAUUUUACAGGUGUUACAAUGUGCAUGCAAGGCAGCAGCAAUGUAAAAGGAUAAACAGCCCAAGAAUAAAUUCCAGUAUCAAAUUCUUGUUUCUACCAUAACAAAUGAAAUAACAUUUCUGUAGCCCUGUUGUCUUUUUACUGAGCUUUGAAAAAGUUUUGGAAACCACGGAAAUGAUUUUGAUUACAGACUAUAAACCAGAUGCUUGUUAAGGUGGAUGGCUUCAUUUUGUAAGGUGAGAAGCAAUAUCUCUGGACCCUUAGAUAUUACCCAGCUUAACUGGGAACUGCUGCUCUUACACAUCAGGAACAUCAUCAGCUGAAUUAUUGCUUCUGUGCUCUGUAGAGGCAUACGACACUUGUUUCAUCUCAACCUGAAACGGUGUCUCAUGAAUUUCCUGUUGCUAGACUGAUCGUGAACUAUCUCCCAGCCCAAAAUGGAAUAGCCUUCUUCCAUAAAUGGUAUGUCUUCUGUUUUUAAGGGGAAACUAACUGCAAUAUAGCUGUAAAUGUGUCUUAAUUUUGAAGGUUUACAUGCUUUCCCCCUUCCCCCUAUCUUGGAACAAAAUCAUGCAAAGGGCAGGAAAAUUAAGUCCCCAAACUACUAGCCUACUGUUGCAGUUGCCACCGCCACACACGUUCCUCUUUGAUGAACAAGGGAAAGAGCCUAUAUUGUACAAUAACUUGAUCCCAGGUGAUUGAGUGAGACUUGUGAGGGGUUUUAGUUUUAUUGGCCACUGUGUGCUUAACACCAUACUCUACAACUUCCAGUGCUCAUAAAGCUACUUGUGUACUUCAGGUCUGUUUGUAGGCACAGUAAUUCUGCAAACAGAUAGUACUGUGUGCAUUAAAUAUCUGCACAACUGCUAAACUGGAAAUGCCCUGAAGAAUCUGCAAUUCCUAUGUCUCCUCUACUUCCGAUGGAAACCUGACUCUUAGCCCUACUUUAAUAAAAUAUUUUCCAUUUUUAAGAAA